Molecule: messenger RNA, 1284 nt
Organism: Lepisosteus oculatus (spotted gar)
Lineage: Eukaryota; Metazoa; Chordata; Actinopteri; Semionotiformes; Lepisosteidae
Source: RefSeq, a predicted model, not a curated record
AAGGGAAUUUCUGAAGAGGUUCUGAGGUGAGUUUGGAGUCCAGGCAACAACAAUUAGUGAGGCUUCUCAAAAUCACCCGGAAUGAUGAAGACUGUCGUACUGCUAGUCUGUUUCAUAGGCACAAAUAUUGCAUUUCCUCUGUAUCAAGCAAACAUUGGACUGUCUGCAAGUAACAGCCUGGAGAUCUUGCGGAUGAAUGGUCUUGGCUACACUACUGGACUUGACUACACUGGUUUAGGACAAUCGCUGGCCCUGCCAUACGUUCAGUCUUUGGUGCCCCAGCUGCCUCAGGGCGGUGGCCAAGUACUAGAGCAGGUGCCCCUGCCAGCCCAGAGCCCCGUGGGUCCUCAGGUAGUGUUUCAGAGACAAGGCCUGGUGAGCCCGCAGUUCCUGCUGCCUGCGCAGGCCCCGCUGCACCCGGCAGUGCUUCUGCCGGCACAGUCGCAGGUGUUUUUCCCCCCGAGGAAUGUUUUUCCCGUGGGUGCGCUGCCUCCCCCGGUGAUCCUCUCCUCGCGCACCGGCCAAGGCCAGAUGCCGCAGGGUCAGAGCCCACUGGAUCCCCUGGUGCCGGAGCAACCACAACAGACACAGCCACAGGUUGUUUCAAUCAACCCCACUUCAAUGUAUCCACGUCAGACACAACAGUUCCAGGGCUACCCACUCUACAACUACUAUCAGUUCCUUCGACAGCAAAGUAGCUCGUCACUCCCAACACAAGUGCCAGAGGGGACACCUUCUGAACCUGCCAUCCUCCCUCCAACACCUGGACCUUUACAGAGAACUCCUCUAAAUCAUGAAGAAGACAUAAAAGAAACCCAAACUCAAGCAGCACAGGAGUCUACCACUGUGUCAUUUCCAGAAGCUUAUCACAUGCCUACCACUCCUUCUGAUCAGGAUGUUAAUGCAGUUACAGAUGAGCCAAAUGUUGCAAGCCUCAUGGAGCCAUAGAGGAAGACUUUUGAACAGACAGUAGCUAAAAGGGUGAAGGAAAAUCACCACAGAUAUGUUUUGGAUGAGUGCCCCCUAAAGUAAAAAAGCUGAAUCUGUGAGAUGUACAGUAUUAACCACAGUAACACUGUUGCAAGCAUGUUAAAUAUCUGGAGUCCUUCCAUUGUUUUUAUUGCUUUACAUGGAAAAAUAAAACCUCUUGUCAAGCUCCCAGCAUUAACACUGUUUUGUUAAAUGAUAAACUAUUUAAUUAAAUCUGCAUGUUCUUUCUUGGUACUGUACAUACUGUAUGCUAUGUCCAAAACAAAAAUCAAUAAAGUUUUGUUCUUGUAGCCC